UUCUCAUAAGUCACAUGAACUUCAGCAUAAAUCGAGUCUUUGAUGGCACACAUAACAGAGGAUGCGACAAGAUGCUGAGGGCGAAAUAUCUCCUUGGGUUAGGAGGGGGGAGGAAGAGGAAGACUCAUUAAUUGCAGGUGCAGACAGAGAAAGAGUUCGUGAAGCAACAGGCAAUGGAGGUAGAAGACAAGCUCGCGUUGCCCGGCAGCGAUCCGGUGGAGAAGAGGAAGGUUGCUUCGCUGAGAGCCCUCGUUGAAGCCGAAAAUCCUGAUGCCAAGGAGGUGGACAAUAUGGCACUUAGAAGGUUUUUGCGUGCCCGUGAUCUAGAUGUCGAGAAGGCAUCUGCCCAAUUCCUUAAACAUCUCAAAUGGAGAAAGACAAUGAUGCCGAAUGGAUUUAUCUCUGAAUCUGAGAUCAGCAAUGAGCUUGCUCACAAGGAACUAUACAAACAGGGAUUUGAUAAACAAGGGCGCCCUAUAAUAGUUUAUCUUGUUGCAAAUCAUGUCUCCGCCGGAAGACAGAUGGAUGAGUUGAAGCGUUUUGCUGUGUAUGCGCUGGAAAAAGCAUGUGCCAGCAUGCCAAAUGGUCAGGAGAAGUUCAUCAUUAUUUCAGACCUUCAAGGUUGGGGGUACUCGAGUUGCGAUGUCCGUGGAUACCUUUCAGCUAUAGACAUCUUACAGAGCUACUACCCAGAGAGGUUAGGGAAGGCAUUCUUAAUCAAUGUACCUUACAUCUUCAUGAAGGUUUGGAAGGUCAUCUACCAAUUUCUAGAUGCAAAGACCAAGGAAAAGUUUAUCUUUGUGGCCAACAAGGAGAUGAGAGACACACUAUUAGCAGAUAUCGAUGAGAGCCAACUCCCCGAGAAGUACGGCGGAAGGUUGUCGUUGGUGCCAAUUGAAGAAUCCAUAUAAUAACUCAUGAAGCCUAUGCACUGUCUAGUGUUCUUAUGAGUAUACAAAGACCAGAAAAUUCUCAGGAGAUAUUGUAAUUGGAAAGUGUUACUCGUAGACUGUAUAAACUCGUCAUUUAACUAAUCUUUAGUGGAGAUUAGAAGAAAAAAAUGACUCAACUUUAUUAUCCGUGAAUAAUAAUAUCAAAAUUUGGAGAA
Messenger RNA from Zingiber officinale, 1108 nucleotides. Its product is annotated as SEC14 cytosolic factor-like. Lineage: Eukaryota; Viridiplantae; Streptophyta; Magnoliopsida; Zingiberales; Zingiberaceae. The coding region runs from base 174 to 911 and encodes 245 amino acids. The transcript has 6 exons. The record is from RefSeq and is a predicted model, not a curated record.